CUCUCUUCUCUCUCUCAACUUUCUUUCCGUAAGUCAUCAAACUCUCAAUUUUUUUGGUAUAUUCCACUCUCUCUUUCUCUUCAAUCUCCUGAGAAGCUAAGUUUAGUGCCAUAUAGUUGUGGAAAGUUGAAAGUUGAAACCCCUUCAUGGUUGCUGAAGUUCAUUCAAUAAUCACCUAAGUGAGUCUAAUAAUAAUUAAUGCUAUUGAAGCUAUAGGUUUGUGUUCAUUUACAGCAUUUGGAGGAAGCAAAAGGGUUGGUAGCUGAAAUUCACACUCACAGCAGCAAGACUUUGCCUUAAAAUAAAGAAUCAAGCGUUUCGUGAAUUGGAUUCUCUGCAAAUCAGGAUCUGCUGCUUCAGGGCUUCACUGUUUGUCUUGUAGCUUCUUCUGGAGGUUUCUAUGGAGAGUAGUGGCAAGAUGGAAGACUAUGAAGUGAUCCAGCAAAUUGGAAGAGGAGCACUUGGUGCAACUUUUCUUGUUCUACACAAGAUUGAGAAUAAGAGGUAUGUGCUGAAGAAAAUUCGCUUGGCCAAGCAAGCAGACAAGUCCAAAGUGACAGCACAACAAGAGAUGGACCUAAUAGCAAAACUACAUUACCCAUAUAUUGUGGAGUACAAAGAUGCUUGGGUGGAGAAGGAUGACUACAUAUGCAUUAUAACUGGCUAUUGUGAAGGAGGUGACAUGGCUGCAAAUAUAAAGAAAGCUCGGGGAUCUUAUUUUUCAGAGGAGAAAGUUUGCAAGUGGUUGACUCAGUUGUUACUGGCUGUGGACUACCUUCACUCCAAUCGGGUACUCCAUAGAGAUAUCAAGUGUUCCAACAUAUUCCUUACCAAAGAAAAUAACAUUCGGCUAGGUGAAUUUGGACUUGCAAAGCUUCUUAAUACUGAAGACCUUACUUCCCCGGUUGUUGGAACUCUAAACUACAUGUGUCCUGAGGCCUUUGCUGGUAUGCCUUAUGGUUAUAAAUCUGAUAUGUGGUCACUCGGUUGCUGCAUGUUUGAAAUUGUUGCACAUCAACCGGCAUUUCGUGCUCCAGACAGGGCUGGACUUAUCAAUAAAAUAAAUAGAUCAUCCAUAUCUCCACUGCCAAUUGUUUACUCUUCCACACUGAAACAACUUAUCAAGAGCAUGCUGAGGAAAAACCCAGAACAUAGACCAACAGCAUCUGAAUUAUUAAAGAAUCCUCAUUUACAACCUUAUGUUCUACGCUGUCGUAAUGCAUCAUCUAUUUUUCUACCAGUACAUCUUAUAAAUAGUAACUCAAAGGAUAAAACAAAAACCAAAUCUAGUAGUGGUAGCAAAGACCAUUGGGAAAGGGAGGCAGCAUUGGCUGGAUUGGUAAAUCGUUUGGAUCGACUUUAUCCAUUAGAGGGAAAUGGAGAUGUACAGUCACGGAAUUGGCAUAAUGAUGGCAAGCUAGCAGUGUCAACCAGUGCAGAAGACAACCUUGAGACUAAAAUGGUUGAUUUGACCAGCUAUACUGUGGAGUUUUCUACUAGUAUUAGCGGCUCGAAAGAUGGAUCAACAACAUCUGAAUCAACUGUCUGCAGUGUGUGCAAGGAAGGAGACUCUAAAAAUAGACUUACAAGGGACACAGCUGACAGUGAGAUCACUUCAAAGAGUACAAUGGAUUCUGGGCUUGAAGAACAAGGACUUGAUUGUCACAAGUCAUAUGCAAUUGACAUAAAUACGGUGAUUAAUAAAGUUGAAGAUACUUUUUCCAAUGAAGAUUUCAAUACAGAUGAAGCACUUAGUGAAGGUGUCAAACCUGAGGACUCCAGUAAAUCAAUAAUGUCCAGUGAAGACAGCAACGGUAAUGAUAAAGAUGAGUUAAUUGAUGAGAUCACAUCAAAGAGUACUCUAGAUUCUGUGCAUGAAAAACAAGGAUUUACAGCUGAACAUUUUCAGAAGUCAGAUGUGAUUGACACAAGUGCAGUGUCUACAAAGAUUGAAGAUAAUUUUUUCAGUGAAGAUAGAACAGAAGCAGAGAGGGAAAAUGCCAAACCUGAGGACUCCAGAAAAUCAAUAGUGUCAAGUGAAAACAGCGAUGUUAAGGAUAAUGAGGGAUCCAUUAAUGAGAUCACUUCAACGAGUAUGCUAGAUUCUGUGCAUGAAGAACAAGGAUUUACAGCUGAACAUUUUCCGAAGUCAGAUGGGAUUGACACAAAUGCAGUGGCUAUAAAAGUUGAGGAUAAUUUUUCCAAUGAAGGUUUUGACCAAACAGAAACAGAGAGGGAAAAUGCCAAACCUGAUGACUCCCGAAAAUCAGUAGUUUCCAGUGAAAACAGUGAUGGUAAUGAUAACGAUGGGUCCAUUGAUGAGAACACAUUAAAGAGUACGCUCAAUUCUGUGCAUGAAGAACACGAAUUUACCGCUGAACAUUUUCUGAAGUCAGAUGUGAUUGACCCAAAUGCAGUGGCUUCAAAAGUUGAAGAUAAUUUUUCCAAUGAAGGUUUUGACCAAACUGAAACAGAGAGGGAAAAUGCCAAACCUGAUGACUCCAGAAAAUCAAUAGUGUCCAGUGAAAACAGCGACGGUAAUGAUAUUGUUGCUGUUGAUGAGACCACAUUAAAGAGUAUGCUCAAUUAUGUGCAUGAAGAGCGAGGGUUUACAGCUGAACUUGUUCAAAAGUCAGAUGUUGAAAUAAAUGCAGCGGCUUCAAAAGUUGAAGACAAAUUUUCUAAUGAAGGAUUUGAUAAGGCUGAAGCACAGAGGGAAGAUGCCAAACUUGAGAGCUCUAGUAAAUCAAUAAUUUCCUGUGAAAACAGAAACGAUAAUGAUGACUAUGGAUCUGGCUAUGAGAUCACAUCAAACAGUAUGCUAGAUUCUGUAGGUGAAGAAAAAAGACUUCCUGCUGAACUCUUUCAGAAGUCUGAUGCAAUUGACAUAAAUGCAGUGACUACAGAAGAUGAAGAUAAACUUUCCAAAGAAGGUUUUGAUAGAGCUGAAACACAAGAGAAAGAUGAUAAACCUGAGGACUCCAGUAACUCAUUGUCUAGUGAAGACAGCAACAGCAACGAUAAAGAGGGGUCCAUUGAUGAGGAAAGGUCAUCACCAAUUGCACAUGCGGUUAAGGUUGAGCAUGACACUGACACUGGAAACAGCUUGAAGGAAAAUGAAAACCCUAAAGUGUUGACAGAAGACUCAUGCAUGGACAGCUUGGCUUCUGAGAGUAAUGAAAUGCGUCCAGGUAAGGAUGAAGGCCAAGCAGAUACACACACAAUCAGUUGUUCAACGCAUAAAGAAGUUGACAAUGCUGUCGUGGCUGAUAAGCCACCAAAUGGCGUUUCAUUAAGGACACGCAUAUCAAGAGGUGGUGAUAAUACUUGCCAUCAAAGAGCUGAUGCUCUGGAAUCUCUGCUCGAGUUAUGUGCGCAGCUACUUCAGCAAGGAAAGCUUGAAGAGCUUGCUGCUGUGCUGAGACCAUUUGGAGAAGAUGCUGUAUCUGUAUCAUCCAGAGAAACAGCAAUAUGGCUUACAAAAAGCCUGGUGGCCUCACAAAAUCUUAAUCCUGAGAUAUAGUUUGAGAGUGUGGUGCCCCUCAUUAUUUAUACAUUAUUGUAAGAAAAUUGUGUAUUUCCAAAUGAUACAUGAAGAUUGUUCCUUUGAAACUUCUGCUUGGUUGAAGAUUGGAGGCUGGAAAAUAACAUCCGAUAAAUCCUUUGCUGUUAGAGAGGUGUUUUGUAAAUGGGUUAAAUUGAUAUUCGUUGGUGUUUUUCUGUAAGAUAUGGCCAUUGAUUGCAUGAAUAUUGAUAUCGUCAUAGUCCCCCUCCCCUCUCAAACUUGGAAACAUAAGGCCUUGAGCUUAAUUUAUUUGGUGAACUUAUUGUUUAUAAAAUAUCUUGAUUUAGUUGACCUGAUUAA
Messenger RNA from Glycine soja, 3865 nucleotides. RefSeq names its product serine/threonine-protein kinase Nek7-like. Gene Ontology annotation, biological process: protein phosphorylation. The transcript is spliced from 13 exons. Bases 401 to 3523 code for a protein of 1040 amino acids. NCBI's taxonomy places the organism in Eukaryota, Viridiplantae, Streptophyta, Magnoliopsida, Fabales, Fabaceae. Gene Ontology annotation, molecular function: protein kinase activity; ATP binding. The record is from RefSeq and is a predicted model, not a curated record.